Synchytrium microbalum is the source of this 1116-nucleotide messenger RNA. It is a transcript of the gene ARG3, whose product is annotated as ornithine carbamoyltransferase. The coding region runs from base 1 to 1116 and encodes 371 amino acids. Gene Ontology annotation, biological process: L-citrulline biosynthetic process. The record is from RefSeq and is a predicted model, not a curated record. Gene Ontology annotation, cellular component: mitochondrion. The transcript has 2 exons. NCBI's taxonomy places the organism in Eukaryota, Fungi, Chytridiomycota, Chytridiomycetes, Synchytriales, Synchytriaceae. Gene Ontology annotation, molecular function: amino acid binding; ornithine carbamoyltransferase activity.
AUGAUCCACAUACAUCGACUAGGACACACGCGUGCUAUCGCUGCUCUCAAGCAUGCAAUCAGCAACCAAACCUAUCAUCAGCAGCACCGACCAUUCCCCAAAGCUCUGUUAUCCAUGCAGGAUUUGAGCGUAGAGCAAAUCCUAGUCUUGAUUAGAAGGUCUCUAGAGCUAAAAGCUGCUUUUAAAACAGGCACAUAUCCCCCAUCAUCGACAUCGACAUCAUCCAUAAACAAAAAACCUCUGGAUGGCAAGACACUCGCCAUGAUAUUCGCCAAGCGAAGCACUCGUACCCGUGUAUCGGCCGAAUCUGGAUGGGCUUAUUAUGGAGGACAUCCCAUGUUUCUGAGUAAAGAGGAUGUCCAGUUAUCCGGUGGUGAACCACUUAAAGAUACAGCCAUUGUGGUGUCAUCCAUGGUAGAUUGUCUUUUAGCACGUGUAGCAGGGCAUGAGGAGAUCGAGAUACUGGCCAAGCACUCUACCGUACCUGUAAUCAAUGCCCUAUCAGCUAAAUUUCACCCCCUACAGAUACUAGCUGAUAUCUCUACACUAUACGAAGCGUACGUGCCAGAUGCACUAGCGCAAGUAGCUAAUAGUAACAAUAACAGCCAAUACAUACUGCCACCACUGCCGAAACUCAAAGUCGCAUGGGUCGGAGACGCAAACAACAUCCUCUUUGAUCUCUUAUGUGCUCUACCUCGACUCGGAACCAGUAUAUCAGCUGCCUGUCCACCGGGAUACGAGGUCGACGCUGAUGUACGUGAAUAUGCACUGCAUCAUGCUAGUCUGGCUGGUGCAGGAAACGUAGAAUUCACGAAUAGUCCACAGGUCGCUGUUAAAGAUGCUGAUGUUAUAGUCACUGAUACGUGGAUUAGUAUGGGCCAAGAAGCUGAAAAGGAGGCUAGGCUGAAGGCUUUCAAGGGGUAUCAGGUUACGGAAGCUAUGGCUAGUGGUGCUAGACCUAAUUGGAAGUUUUUGCAUUGUUUGCCUCGGAAGAAAGAAGAAGUUGAUGAUGAGGUGUUUUAUGGGCCUCGAUCACUCGUAUUCCCUGAAGCUCAAUUUAGAAAGUUUACAGUAAUGGCCGUUUAUGAAAUGUUAAUGCUGUGGAACAAACAAUAA